Alligator mississippiensis (American alligator) is the source of this 1761-nucleotide messenger RNA. It is a transcript of the gene LYL1, whose product is annotated as LYL1 basic helix-loop-helix family member. The transcript is spliced from 4 exons. Gene Ontology annotation, biological process: regulation of transcription by RNA polymerase II. The coding region runs from base 297 to 1040 and encodes 247 amino acids. The record is from RefSeq and is a predicted model, not a curated record. Lineage: Eukaryota; Metazoa; Chordata; Crocodylia; Alligatoridae. Gene Ontology annotation, molecular function: DNA-binding transcription factor activity, RNA polymerase II-specific; protein dimerization activity; RNA polymerase II cis-regulatory region sequence-specific DNA binding.
GGGGGCGGAGGACCAGACUUCUGCAAAGCAGCUUGCACUGACGGAAAAUCACCAUCCCCAGCAGCACGGCGGGGGGGAGGGGGUGCCUGGGGGCCCCACACCGCCAUUCCGCACCCAGUCCCUGCCCUGCAUUUGGGGCUACACUCCCCCAUCACCCCACCCUUGAUCCCAGGGCAGCAGCUGGCAGAAUAUGGAGCCCAGGGACCCUGAGGCGGCCGUCGGGCCCUGGGGGUGACAGUCACGAUGCCCCCCGGCUCCAGCAGGAGGCACCACCGCCGCGACCCCCCGGCCCAAAGAUGAUGGAGAAGCUGAAAGACGCUCCCUCGGGCGGGCGCCCCAGCCCCCCCGCGCCUGCCCGGCCCAGCCCCCCCGUCAGCUCUCCCGCCCCCUCGCCGCCCUCCCCCCGGGCCAGCCCCGGGGCGUCCCCCCCGCCGCCCCCCGAUGUGCCCGUCAUCAGCCUGGCGCACAGCAAGCGCCCCCCGCCGCCGCCCGUGCCCACCACAGAGCUCACGGCCCUGCGUCCCCUGCCCCCCCUGCUGCAGCUCUCAGCCGCGGCGCCGCCACCGCUGCCCCUGCUGCCACCCCAGUACCGUCCCCACCCCUUCCUCAACAGCGUCUACAUCGGCCCCGCGGGGACGUUCAGCCUCUUCCCCAGCAGCCGCCUCAAGCGCCGACCCUGCACCCACUUUGACCAGGACCUGGGGGACGGGCAGCCGCACAAGGUGGCCCGGAGGGUCUUCACCAACAGCCGCGAGCGCUGGCGGCAACAGAACGUGAACGGGGCCUUCGCCGAGCUGCGCCGCCUGCUGCCCACGCACCCGCCCGACAAGAAGCUGAGUAAGAACGAGAUCCUGCGCCUGGCCAUGAAGUACAUCGACUUCCUCGUGCGCCUCCUGCGCGACCAGGCCACGGCCCCCGUCCCGGUCCCGGCCUCCGGGCCCAGCCCUGGCCCCGGCCCCGGCCCCGCAGCGCCGCCCAUCAAGCAGGAGCGGCCCCCACGGCCCAAGGCUGAGGGCCCGGCGGAGACCAGCCCGCGGUGAUGACACUGGAGGAGCCAUCGGGCCCUGAAGUGCGUGCGGUCUCAGCUGUUGUGAGCGGGGCGGAGGCCAGCGGCGGCAGAGGGCCGCCCCCGAAGGCAAACUGUUAUGGUCGGGGGGCAGCACCCCCUCCCCCCGCGCAGAUCCGUGGCUCCGGGACAUUGGAGUCGUGGGUGUGAUGAAGUGUGUUGCGUCUCAGCUGCUGUACGCGCUUUGGGGUGGCGGGGUAGCGUGGAUGAAUGCCCCCCCCACCGCCCCGCCAAGAUCUGUUGGAGGAGCCAUGGGUGUAAUGAAGUGCGUCCGGUCCCAGGUGCUGCUGGGGGAUGGUAGCCCCCGCAGUGUGCACGGAUGGAGGUGCCCCCCUCCCAGUGGAAGGGCAGAGUCCGUCCGUCCCCCACCCAAGCUUUGAGCUGGAAGAUUAACCCUCUCCGUGCUGGAGAAGAGGGCCCGCCCCCCGCACUGAGUGGGAGGGACUAUGGCGUCAGCCCCGGGGGCCCAGCGAGGUGCCCGCAAGGGCCACAGGAGGACGACAGCGACUGGGAGGUGGGGGGGCUGCAGGUCGGGAGUGAGGGGCACCGGCAGGGCUGCGUGACCCCCGCCCCCCUCCAUGCCUUGUGGGCGCCCCUUGAGUUAGGGGGUGGGAUGGGGCUGCUUAACCCCUCCGUCCCCGCGUCUCUGCAGCUGUGACGAGCUGGGGACGAAAAGAAAAACCGAGAGCGCCCAG